GCCUCAAAAAAAUCAAUGGCGGUGGAAAAAACCUCAAAAAAAUAAAUAAAAACCCCCGUAAAUUGCAUAAACAUGUCGGUGGAAAAAUGCAAAACAAUAAUAAUAAACCCAUCAAAAACCCAAAAAUUUAAAAAAAAUCAUAUUUUAAUAAUAACAGAGAGAUCUGAUAUUUUUAUAUUUUAGAAAAAUUUUAAUUUUCCUGUGUUGUUUCAUUUAAAUGUUCUGAGAAAUUCUCAUCUGUGCAGAAGAAGUUUAAUAAUAAUCUCGAUUUGAUCGAGAUUCGUUCUCCUCCGGCGUUUUUAUCGAGAACUGAAUUCAACACGGAGUACGGAUUUCCUCUUAGUUCUAAGCGUCUGGGAGUAUAAAUUUUUCAUUUUCUACCGAGUUGAUGAGCAGAAGCUGAACAGUUUACUAUGGAAUUUCGGCGAUACUUACUGAGUUGACUAGACAAGAAGAAGAUUUAGGUGUGUGAAGAAUUUGGUCUGCUGAGGAGGAUCUUUGUAGUUGUAUAUAGUGCAAUUUGAUUGAACAUAGUAGUGGAAAUUGUGUGAGAUGGGGUGUAAAUACUCCAAAUUCGUAGGAGCGUGUUGUUGUAAUUUACAGUAUAAUGGUUCAGUUCUUGAGGCGCCAGAUAAUGAUGAGAAGGGGGAGGCGGAUGAUUUGCCGAAAUUUCAAGAGUAUUCAUUUGAGCAACUUAGACUUGCUACAUCUGGUUUUUCUGUAGAUAAUAUUGUAUCUGAACAUGGAGAGAAAGCUCCAAAUGUUGUUUAUAAAGGGAAACUUGAGAAUCAUAGGAGGGUUGCUGUUAAGAGAUUUAAUAGAAUGGCUUGGCCUGAUUCAAGACAAUUCAUGGAAGAGGCAAAAGCUGUCGGUCAGCUCCGUAACCAUAGAUUGGCAAACUUACUUGGUUGUUGUUGUGAAGGUGACGAGAGGUUGCUUGUGGCAGAAUUUAUGCCCAACGAUACGCUUGCGAAGCACCUGUUUCAUUGGGAAUCACUACCUAUGAAGUGGGCAAUGCGAUUAAGGGUUGUUUUACAUCUUGCACAAGCUUUAGAAUAUUGUACUAGUAAAGGACGCGCGCUUUACCAUGAUCUUAAUGCUUACAGAAUUGUAUUUGAUGACGAGGGUAACCCUAGACUUUCAUGCUUUGGAAUGAUGAAAAACAGUAGAGACGGGAAAAGCUACAGUACAAAUCUGGCUUUUACUCCUCCUGAGUACUUGAGAACUGGACGAGUCACACCAGAGAGUGUAAUAUAUAGCUUUGGUACUCUAUUACUUGACCUCCUUAGUGGAAAACAUAUUCCUCCUAGCCAUGCCCUUGACCUUAUUCGGGACAGAAAUCUCCAGAUGCUUACUGAUUCCUGCUUAGAGGGACAGUUUUCAGAUAAUGAUGGUACAGAGCUGGUGCGUUUAGCUUCUCGGUGUUUACAGUAUGAACCUCGAGAGCGACCAAAUCCCAAGUCAUUGGUGACAGCUCUGACUCCUCUUCAGAAGGAAACGGAGGUUCCUUCUCAUGUGUUGAUGGGUAUACCAUAUGGUGCUACAUUCACGCCUCUAUCGCCUUUAGCUGAAGCUUGCUCAAGAAUGGAUUUGACUGCAGUUCAUGAGAUCUUGGAAAAUACUGGGUACAAGGACGAUGAAGGAAUAGCAAAUGAGCUCUCUUUUCAAAUGUGGACCAACCAAAUGCAGGACACCUUAAACUCAAAGAAGAAAGGCGAUGUUGCUUACCGACACAAAGAAUUCAAAGCUGCAAUUGAGUGCUAUACUCAGUUCCUUGAAGCGGCAACCAUGGUUUCUCCUACAGUUUGUGCACGACGUUCUGUAUGUUAUCUCUUAAGCGACAUGCCACAAGAAGCUCUUAGUGACGCAGCUCAAGCCCAAGUUAUUUCCCCUGUUUGGCCAACGGCGUCCUAUUUACAAGCAGCUGCCUUUUUUGCUCUGGGAAUGGAAAAUGAAGCCCAAGUUGCGCUCAAAGAAGGUUCUGCUCUUGAAGCAAAAAAAAUCGCAGCUUCUUCCAAGUAAUAGAUAACAAGUGAAGCGCGGCGUCUGUAAAAUCUCUAUCGUGCAUCUUUACCUAAUUGCACUCUCUUACUGCAGAUGAACAUAUUCUUACUUCCAAGUGGAACAAAAUCGUAAAAAAGAAAAGGCUAAUUCAAGUCGAUAUACUGUUCUGCUUGAGAUGGCAGAACUUUGAAUUUACAUUGCAUGAGUUUUCUGAGUCUUUGUAGCUCUUUCACCAUUUUAAGCAGGAUAGAAUAUUUUGGGGAGUGUGGUUUGUUGGUUGGUCUUGGUACAGUUUGUUUACUGUUAGUUCUCAUCUUAUUAUAUAGUUCAUUGCUUAUGGGGACAAAAACUGAUAUUUUCACUAGAUGAAUCAGAAUGAUGGAAUUGUUCCCAAGAUUGUAUUUUGUGUACAGCAACUGCUGGGUUUGUUAUGUUGAAAUGUAAGAUACUAGAUAUGGUUUUUGUUCCAUUGAAGUUAUUUGCGGAUGCCUA
This is a messenger RNA of Papaver somniferum (opium poppy), 2496 nucleotides long. Its product is annotated as serine/threonine-protein kinase BSK7-like. The record is from RefSeq and is a predicted model, not a curated record. Gene Ontology annotation, molecular function: protein binding; protein kinase activity; ATP binding. Gene Ontology annotation, biological process: brassinosteroid mediated signaling pathway; protein phosphorylation. Bases 553 to 2022 code for a protein of 489 amino acids. Lineage: Eukaryota; Viridiplantae; Streptophyta; Magnoliopsida; Ranunculales; Papaveraceae. The transcript is spliced from 11 exons.